AUUGGCCCUUCAGUAAGAAGUGUUCGUAGGCUUAAUUCGUCCGCUACUGUUUUCACUGCUGAACUGCAUGGCCUGCUUGCGGUAGAUCAUGCAUAUCCAAACAUGUAACUCUCGGUCAGUUAUAUAUACAGAUUCACUGAGUGCUUUACGGGCUCUGACAUCGCUUGAAGCCCCAAAGAAUGCCCUCGUUGUUUUAUUACAAAUUAAAAUAGUAGCAGCAACCAGGAAAGGAUCUAAUGUUCUAUUCUGCUGGGUACUGAGCCAUGUCGGAAUCCCAGGGAACGAAGAGGUAGAUCGUGCUGCGGGCACUUCUGGCUCCCGUGCUGUAGACAUUAGUAGCAUCCCAUACAGAGAUUACUGUGCCCUAAUCAAAUACCAUGUUAAAGCUCAGUGGCAAGCAGAAUGGAGCCUACAGGUGUCAAACAAACUGCACAUGAUUAAGCCUUUUCUUGGUGAAUGGCAGAGUGCUAGGCACAGAGACAGGUUUUAUGAGGUAGUCCUUUGUCGACUACGCGUAGGACACACGCGGCUCAAGCACGGACACCUCUUACGUGGGGAGGACCCUCCUGAAUGUGAACAUUGCAGGAACCGCUGAGUGUCUCACAUAUCCUUCUAGAACGUCCUGCGUAUGAAGAAAAACGCCUCCACUACUUUUGCCAACUUUACAAAGAGCAUGUUUCCUUUACACCUAUGUGUAAAGGAAACAUGUAAAGGAAACCCCAAUCUACUACUACUCUCACAUUAAUUGAAAAAUACUAUGACUCAUUAUCUAACUAAGCCCAGUUGAAGCUUUGUUGGAGGACAGGUUUGCUAAAAUUGUUUUGUCUACUAGGCUGGGCGAGGUAUGCAGCCAUGCUGUUUCACGUUGAAGCAGCUGUCCGAAUGGGUGGCACAGCCAUGCCAAGCAGAUCCGUACUCUGCUCGUGGAGUGCAACAUCAAGCUCAGGGAAGGUGCAAGCAUCCAAGAUUGCAGAUAUCAACUUCUCAAAACCAAGGAAGGACCACCCUGGCAAAGUACCAGAAUUAUCAGAUAGACAAAACACGCCAUCAUCAUCAGCACCACAAGCCAAGGGCAACUUCUCUCAGUUUCUCCAGUCAGUGAAGGAGAGUUACCCGGAUGCAAAGCUCUUCAAGAUGCUGCCCUCAAUGUUUUUAAGACCCAGAAGACACUGAUACUGCUUCGGAAGACGAGGGUAGUCUCGAAUGCCUGCCACUACCUCUCACAGAUAUUUACAAAGAAGAAUAUAUCAAUUACUCAGAGGAAGAUCUGGAGACAGGGCCGUACCCGGAAAAAAAUUUUGGGGGGGUUUUCGGGGACAACGGUGGCCAUUUUGAAAAUGUCUAUUGUCUUAUUUUCGCCUA
Messenger RNA from Ixodes scapularis (black-legged tick), 1362 nucleotides. RefSeq lists its product as uncharacterized. The record is from RefSeq and is a predicted model, not a curated record. The coding region runs from base 853 to 1173 and encodes 106 amino acids. Lineage: Eukaryota; Metazoa; Arthropoda; Arachnida; Ixodida; Ixodidae. The transcript is spliced from 3 exons.